CGUCGUGUGGCUCCUCUAAAGUUAUAAAACCUUUUUACAAUCUAGGGUUACAGAACUAUCGGCAGUUCGCAGCUAGACUCUCUAGCAGCCUCUUCAAGUCGCCAAAAUGCCGUCGCACAAGACGUUCAUAAUCAAGAAGAAACUGGCGAAGAAGAUGAGGCAGAACCGGCCUAUUCCUCAUUGGAUCCGCAUGAGAACCGACAACACCAUCAGGUACAAUGCCAAGCGUAGACACUGGCGCCGUACCAAGCUAGGGUUUUAAGCUUGAUGAAAGAGAUAAUGUUCAACUUUUUAUGAAUUUUUCUAUUAUUAAGUGAUUUUGCAAUGACAUGAAAAGAAACUGAUGUUUGAUUAGCUGUUGUGAUGACUGUUAUUCUCAUUUUAUUAUGAUCAAGUUUAGAUUUUAUGUUCAA
This is a messenger RNA of Mercurialis annua (annual mercury), 413 nucleotides long. RefSeq names its product 60S ribosomal protein L39. The record is from RefSeq and is a predicted model, not a curated record. Gene Ontology annotation, molecular function: structural constituent of ribosome. Gene Ontology annotation, biological process: translation. The transcript has 3 exons. Bases 107 to 262 code for a protein of 51 amino acids. Gene Ontology annotation, cellular component: ribosome; cytosolic large ribosomal subunit. NCBI's taxonomy places the organism in Eukaryota, Viridiplantae, Streptophyta, Magnoliopsida, Malpighiales, Euphorbiaceae.